Molecule: messenger RNA, 1870 nt
Organism: Chanos chanos (milkfish)
Lineage: Eukaryota; Metazoa; Chordata; Actinopteri; Gonorynchiformes; Chanidae
Gene: vps37a
Product: VPS37A subunit of ESCRT-I
Exons: 12
Coding region: 341-1507 (388 amino acids)
Biological process (GO): protein targeting to vacuole; ubiquitin-dependent protein catabolic process via the multivesicular body sorting pathway; protein targeting to membrane
Cellular component (GO): ESCRT I complex
Source: RefSeq, a predicted model, not a curated record
UCGAGUGUGUUUACUGUUCCCUCCGAGUGUAAAGUACCAACUAUUGGAUAUAAGCGAAUGACAGUGCACAUUUGCGGCUUUCGUUUUGUUCGCGGGACUUCUUUCGCUUAUCCUAUGACUUCGUGAAACGUCUUCGCUUGAAAUGUCAUCGAACAACCCUUAGCAGCUUGGUAAUUAGUAAGCUAGCGUAGCUAGGUCGCUAGCCUCACGGCUAACGUUACCAAAGUAAAUCAGGACUUUGUUUUUCUCGACGUGCGUCUGAACUGCGCUAUCUUUGAUUUAUUCAGUGACUCAGAUAUUAUUGACAAAGUAAGCUCCGCCAGCGGCCAGCCAGAAGAGGAUGAACUGGAUUUUUCCCUUGUCCAAGGGUUCCGGACCGCUUCCACCUCUCAACAGUUUACAGCAGCAGAGACAGCGACAGAUCGAGUCGCUCAAAGCUGCUCACUCGAAUAUUGCAGAGAUUCAGAAAGAUGUGGAAUACAGAAUACCUUUCACUGUCAACAACUCAACAAUCAGCGUCAAUGUGUUGCUUCCACCCCAGUUCCCCCAGGAGAAACCAGUGGUCAGUGUUUACCCACCAGUGGGGCAUCACUUAGUGGACAGUAAUAAUGGAACAAUGGUCACCAGCCCUCUUAUCACCAAUUUUGGGAUGCACUCAGAUUUAGGGAAAGUUGUUCAGAGCUUGCUGGAUGAGUUCUGGAAGAGCCCACCUGUCUUGAUGUCUGGUCCCACCAACUUUCCUUUCAUGUAUAAGGCUUCGGGAAUGGCCCCCUACCCUACACAGAGCUUCCACUUCCUUCCCUCGUUCCCGCCACAGGAUGGACAGAGGCCCAUUGGCCCCGCCCCUGUGCCACACCCAGGUACGGAGUCCCAGCAAGCCCCUCCCCGCCCCGCUGCACCUGCCUACGGCCUCAUCACAGACCUGCCCCUUCCUGUGCCCACCGCCGACUCGCAGACUGGACUGAAUGGACACAUGUACAAAAUGCCUGAAAUUCCAGAGACAUUUCCAGAACUUUCUGAUCUGAGUGUGCCCCAGUUAAAGGACAUGAAUGAACAGGAUAGCAUCCUGCUGGAUUUCUUUGUCUGUCUGCCUCAGCUGAAACAGGUGACCAGUGAUAAAGAAGAACUGGUCAACAGCAUCGUGGCCAUGGCCAAGAAAAACCUGCAGUUGGAACCCCAGCUGGAAGGGAAGAGACAGGAAAUGCUACUGAAAUAUGACCAGUUGACCCAGAUGAAGUCAUCGUUUGAGUCAAAGAUGCAGAGACAGCAUGAACUCAGUGAGAGCUGUAGCCUGAGUGCCCUGCAGGCCAGGCUCAAAGUGGCAGCCCACCAGGCAGAGGAGGAGUCCGAGGAGACCGCCGAAAACUUCCUGGAGGGCAAGACGGAGAUCGACGACUUCCUCGCCAGCUUCAUGGAAAAGAGAACGCUGUGUCACUGCAGACGAGCCAAAGAGGAGAAGCUGCAGCAGGCCAUCAUCGCCCACGGACAGUUCCCCACCACCCAUUAACAUCACACGUCACCGUGCCGAUUCCUCUCACAGAAAGGUUUGGAGCUGAUCCACCAGCAGAAGAGAAGCACAGAGCGACUGUUGAUAGAGGAAAAGGAGCGAAGGUGUCGUGUUUAGUAACUGUUCCCAGAACAGUCAGACUUCAGAGCUCAUAUCAGUCCACAGUUUCUUACAGUAAUGCGUGAUGGAGACACAUCUCCUAUGUACUUGAAUUCAAAUUUGACAAAUGUUAAUGCUGACAGAAAGCAAAACCUUCGACUUAAUACUGUAUUUAAUAAUGUUGAUAGUAGGCUUUAUUAUAAUCCCACACAGUGUAUCAUAUCUUAUUUAAUUUGUUAGGGUUAAUAAAACAUUUAGAAUAAA